Messenger RNA from Lentinula edodes (shiitake mushroom), 1357 nucleotides. RefSeq lists its product as uncharacterized. The coding region runs from base 13 to 1260 and encodes 415 amino acids. The transcript is spliced from 4 exons. Lineage: Eukaryota; Fungi; Basidiomycota; Agaricomycetes; Agaricales; Omphalotaceae. The record is from RefSeq and is a predicted model, not a curated record.
CUUCUACCCCUGAUGCCCAUUCGUCAAGUCCAGCUUCCCCUGAAAUCCCUGGAACAAUGUGCUGUCUGCUGCAAGAAAUUAUCAGAACUCAAGCUAUGCUCAUUCUGCGGGGAAACAGGAGACUGGGUGAAGCACAAAAGAAUAUGCGGCAAGAAACAGACUGACAGGAUCUCACUGGAUCAAUUCCAUCCCAUUCUAGCAGUGCUAGCUGAAUCCAAUCGUCUUUUACCUGCUAGACCCAUGCAUCCCGCUAUCACUCGCCAAAUAAUGAACACACCCAAUCCAUAUGUUCCUGAAAUGACCUUUCCGGAUGGAACCAGCGCGAAGCUUGUUGUAUUGGGCAAAGAAAUAGGGUCAACUGUGCACCCUGUGUUGAACAAUGAAUGGUGGCCCACUGCUUUGUCUGAUCAAGUUCGCGGCAAACUUGUGCGCCGUUUCUUGCGCGAAGGACAUAUUCUUCCUCUCAUUUCCGCUGUCCUCGUCGCCCUCUUGGGCGAAAUGUACACUUCUCCCGACGGAAACUCGUCCCUGCGACGAAGCAGGCUCAACUACAAAAGCUCUCCUAUUGCGGAUUUCGGUAUCGCGAGAGGCAGAGCGAGUGUCACACCUCAGGACAUGUUCGCGUUCUGGGACACACUCACUGAUCAGUUUUGGCUCGGUCAGGAUCCAAAGGAUCAUUAUUGGAUAUACUUCACGACUCUGAAGGGCGAAGAGCUCGUCUUGGACUUCGGGUUGUUCACAUUUAACUACUGCACAAUAAUCUCUGCAGAGCCUUACAUCCAUCCAGAUGCAAAUAUGGUACCGGCACCACCUUCCCCUUGCUAUUUCCGGAAUCGCUCGAUGGCGCGAAACGCACCUACCCUCCACACUGAGACUGGUCGUGUGUCUGUGUUGCGUAACAAAAAAUUGCAUCGCUUUGUCGAGCAGGAGUUGAUUAAUGAAUGUCCCCACGACUGCAGCAUCCUGUUUGACUUUAUGGAAUCCUUCUCCUCUCGCCCUUUGACAGUGGAGGAGAAGAAAAUGACCGAAGCUUGGGUUUUUUGGAACACAAAAUGGCUCAGGUGUAUACUCAGCACACGACACUGGGUGAAUUGGCCAGCUGAGCCGGCAUUGGCAAUUGAGCAGGAUCCCGGAGAGAUGGCCGCUCUGGAUAAAUGGACUCCACCAAAGGAUAUGAAGAAGAAGAGAAAAACCAAGAAACGUGAAUACAACAAAGAGACGAUCGGAAAAGUUUUUAAUCGAUGGGAAAACAGGGUGUGAGUCUUCCAUAUAGUUCCCAGGUUUCUCCGCAUUUUGUACCAUAUUCCGCUGUAAUUACUGAAGUGUACUGUUCAAGAGAUUUUAUCUGUAUUUGGGU